This is a messenger RNA of Silurus meridionalis, 7240 nucleotides long. It is a transcript of the gene ovca2, whose product is annotated as OVCA2 serine hydrolase domain containing. The coding region runs from base 180 to 854 and encodes 224 amino acids. Gene Ontology annotation, cellular component: cytoplasm; nucleus. Lineage: Eukaryota; Metazoa; Chordata; Actinopteri; Siluriformes; Siluridae. The record is from RefSeq and is a predicted model, not a curated record. Gene Ontology annotation, biological process: response to retinoic acid. The transcript is spliced from 2 exons.
CACAUCGUUUCUACACGGCUUCGUUAAUCGGACGUACACGCACAACUAUAACUGGUUUCUGUAAUCCACUUGAGUUAAUACAAAUACUAAAGAUUUGAUAUUCAAGAUUAUAACUAUAGAUCACAAGUAAACAGCACCAUUCUUUAGACUGUAUUUAUUUUAUUACAAUUUAAUAAAUCAUGUCCAACGCUAAUUGUUCGCUACGGAUCCUAUGUAUUCACGGCUAUCGGCAAAACAGUACCUCUUUCCAAAAGAAAACUGGAGCUUUGCGAAAACAAUUGAAAAAACAGGUUGAAUUGGUGUAUAUUGAUGCUCCACACAAAGUCCCGACUAGUGACGAAUCCCAGCUACAAGAGAAGCCUGCAGAUGUCAAUGGUGAUCAGAGGGGCUGGUGGUUCUCUGAUUAUCAGAAUUGCAGCUUUGAUGCCAGGCAGGAGUGUGAGAGCAGUCUUGGUUUGGAGCAGAGUCUGGAGGCUGUGCGGAUGGCAGUAAAAAACCUGGGUCCCUUUGAUGGCAUCUUGGGCUUUAGUCAAGGUGCUGCUUUGGCAGCCAUGCUGUGUUCACUGCAGGAGCAGAAACUAGAACCUACCUUUAACUUUCGCUUUGCCAUCUUGGUUGCUGGAUUUCGCAGUGCCUGUGCUCAGCAUCAGUACCUUUACAAGGGUGUGAAUGUCAUGGUGCCCUCACUACAUGUGUAUGGGAAGGAUGAUAAGGUUAUUCCAGAACAGAUGAGUCAAGACCUGCUGCCCCUUUUUCAAGGAGCCCAUGUGCUUAAUCACCAAGGUGGCCAUUUUGUCCCUGCUGCCUCUGCACACAAACACAUCUACCAGGAGUUCCUAACGAGUUUUCAGUAGGAGGACAAGCACAGCAAAAUACAGCCACAACGUUUAUGAAUGUAAUUCAAUUAAAUUUUAUUUAUAAUGCAUUUUAACAAUGGGCAUUGUCCCAAAGCAGCUUAGAGAAAUAAAUAGAUUACAAAUAUAAUAAAGAAUUCUUCAGAGGAACCAGACUCAAACUCAUUUUCAUCUGGGUCACACUAAAUGUUAUUUCAUUAUAGUUCCAUCAUUGUUGAAGUUAUCUGUUCACCGAUGGGCACACUUGAAUGCAAAAUUAUUUAUGCCAAUUGAAACCUUGUUUUUGAGACUUGUAAUUGAGACUUAGUCAUUUUACCAGACUCUUUGCAUUAAUUUCAGUCCAAAUCUAUCCUCAGUAGCAUCUUUAUAGAUAUUUAGAGUGUACAUGUGGAAACAUCCUCUGAGCAGCGAUUGGUCUCGAUUUGAAGAGAACUUCCCCCAGAGGAAGGGUGUCAAAAUGUUUUAGGCAGGUCCAGAAAGAAGAAUGGGACAGGAUCAGUGUUAUCUCAGGAGCAUGUUUAACUUGACAGAAAGAGAGACAGAGGGUAAGAAAGAAACAUACAUUAGUAAGUCUCCUUAUUGUUCCACAAUUGUUAUGGACACUGCAAUAUAAUCAGGGUGUAAGAGGGGACUUUGGCAAAACUAGCUAUGAUAGCAUAACUAGAAGGGAUAAAAACCCACCACACAACUGUUAACAGAAUUGAGUAAACUAGUGUGAGUGGGGGUUGACAGCAUCCAAAUCUCCCAGUUCACAAAAACAAACUUAUAUACAUGAUCCCCCAGAUCUUAGCCUAAGAAUUUCUUAUUCACAUAAGGCUUGCCUCAACAAAUAUGUUUUGAAUGUGGAUUAAAUUCUGAGACUGUCUGUGUCCUGAACACUGGAAGACUGGUAGAUCGUAAUCAACCAAUUUUCAGGUACUGCAAGACCAUUCAGUGCUUUAUACAUCAAUAGUACUAUUUUAUAAUUAAUGUGAGACCUGACUGGGAGCCAUUUUAAUGUUUAUAAAACAGAGGGCGAUGUGGUCAUAUAUUUUAAAUCUGGUAAUAACAAAAUUCUGGUCUUAUUGGAGCAUAUUUAUGCACUUAGUAGAACAUUCUGACAGUAAGGCAUUCCCUUAGUCCAACCUAAAUGUAACAAAGGAACUUCAAAGAAAACUUGGAGUAAAUAAUCACACCAAGGUCUAUCACUGUUGCAUAUGAUAAGACAGAAAGACCAUCCAAAAAUACUAUGUAAUCAGAACGCUUACAACUAGCUGUUUGUGGUUAUAGUAAAAGUACUUUCUGUGAAGUACUUUUACUAUAAGUAUUCAGAAUGUGGAGGGGUGAUCUCAGGUAAGGGGUGACCAUUACUGGAUACUGGUGACAGAUUGGAUGGUUUGAAUAUUCUGGAAACUGCUUGGACUAUAUGUAUAGAACAUUUCAGACAUAUUCUUAAAACUGGGCUUAAACUUAAAGACUUCAGUGUAAAAAAAUUUGUAAAACUGUGAACUUUAUUUAAGAACCUAAAAUCAACUUUUAGAAAAGACUGACUGUUGUUCUGACUGAGGUGGCACUUACGUAUUGUGAAGUGUGGACUACAGUGAUAAAACUGCUUACAACCGCUUAAUCAGCCCACAGAUGUAAAGACCUGCAGAUGUAAAAGUCACAUGACAUAAUUUAUAAAUGAUUAACACACUAAAAACUAACAUUUUGAAAUGUAUUUAAAUUGUUUUAAUAUGCAUUUAUACAUGAAAAUAUAAUGUUAAAGUAAUAAAGCUGUGUAGGUGUUUCUAAAAGAAAUCGAUUCAAAAAGUAACUCAAGAAGAAAUGUUCUUUUAGUGCAGUCGGUCCUCAAAUGGAAAGCAGUAAAAAGAAGGUGAUUAACAUUAAGUAAAAAAAAAUAGUAUUGUUGUUAAUACUUAAGCUAGUCCACUUAACAAAUAUUUUCUUCUGCUCCUCUGUCUUUUCUGCAUCCUAUAGAUCAGGGGUCACCAACGUGGUUCCCGCAGGCACCAAGUCGCCCGCAAGGAACACAUGAUUCGCCCGCGAGCCUUUUCUAAAAAUAUCUGUUUCCUACCUUGUUAAAUCAUUGUUGAUAAUUAUUGUGAGAAAACAUUAACAUGAUCAUUGUCUUCACAUAGAUCAGGGGUUUCAAACUCUGUCAAAUCCGGCCCGACGUACAAUUAUAUCCGGCCCGCGAGAUGAUUUUAUAUAGAUCUAUUAUUAUUGUUAUUAAUGACCCGGCGAUAUGAAGCGCUGAUAACACAAACUACAGAUCCCAUAAUGCAGCGCUUCAGCUGCCUUACCAAACGCUAGACUACUGUUACAAUAUGUUAUUUAAGGUUUGCAAGAUGUGACAUAUCAUGUAGUAUAAGGAGUACAAGUUGUGUAUGUGAACUCAGAGAAAGCUACUAAGUGCCGAACAUGGAGGGUGCAUUCGGAUUGAAUCCGCCAGCGAAUUUUGACUGGAAUACAACGUGCAUACCCAAAGCUUGUAAAGCAUGGGAAGAGGAGUUUUCCUUGUACUUGGAUUUAUCGCUUGCAGAUGCGGAUGACAAAACGAAAGUUAAUAAAAGUUCCAAUAUCUAAUCGGAGAAACAGGGAGAGAACUGAGUAAGACGCUGCGCGCGGCUCACACAGCAGAUAGAGAACCGACGUUGGGAUGGCUGUUAACCGCGUUCAGAAACCACUGCAAUUCGGCACCGAAUGAGACAGUGAAAAGGUACAAAUUUUUCUCCAGAAAUCAGAAUUCAAGCGAAAUAAUUGAUAAAUACGUUACGGAUUUUAAGUGCUGGCAGACACGUGUAAUUUCGGGUCGGCUAGAGACUCUUUGAUUAGAGACAGAAUAGUGUGUGGCAUACUGAACUUACAUGUGAGAGAAUGUCUAUUAAGAGAGUCUGACCUGACACUUGAGAAAUGCGUGAGGAUAUGUAGAGCAUCAGAACUGUCAAAAGAGAAUAUGAUGACAAUCGAGGGACAGAAAGCUGAAGAAGUGCACGCAGUACAGAGUCAAACAAGCUCCUGGGACAAAGUGUAAAUUCUGUGGAAAACAGCAUGAGUGGAAAAAAUUAAGCUGCCCAGCUUAUGGAAAGCAGUGCAGAAAAUGUGGCAAGAUGAACCAUUUUGCAACGACAUGCAAAACAAAAGAGACUAAGAGAAAAGGAAUACACAGUGUUGCAGAAAUGGAAGAGGAACUGUUUCAGGAAAUCCUUAGCCUCAGUUCACAAAAGAGGGAGGACAAGCAGGAGAAACAACUGUUUGCAACCAUGCUGAUAGGAGAAAGACCAGUAAGAUUUCAACUAGACUGCGGAGCCAGUUGUAACGUAAUUCCCAUUCAGCUGUUACACCCGGAUACAGUGAUGGAAAAGACUGAACAGAUCCUGGUCAUGUACAAUAAGAGCACACUGAAACCUGUAGGUAAAUGCAGAAUAAAAAUAAGAAACCCCAGAAACAGAAAACUCUACCGGCUGGAAUUCAUUGUAGUGCAGGGAAGCUCGUCAAUGCCGCUGCUAGGAAACAAGGCAGUGCAAGCAAUGGAUUUGGUAAGAAUACAGCAUGAAAAUAUUAUGGCGAUUUAUAAUAUUGUUACCACAGUGAGUCGCAAAGAAAAGAAUCAGUGGGACAAGAGUGACAUGCAUAGAGAGUAUGCUGAUGUACUUGAAGGAGAUGGAUGCCUGGAAAGAGAAUAUAACCUAUAAAUGGAUCCUGCAGUUAAACCAGUUAGGCUUCCAAAGCGAAGAGUUCCAGUGGCUCUGAUGAAACAUCUAAAGGAUGAGCUGGGGGACCUGGUGAAGAGAGGCAUCAUAGCUCAUGUAGAAAAGAGCACAGAUUGGAUUAGCAGCAUGGUGGUGGUAAAGAAACCAUCAGGAAAGCUAAGAAUUUGCAUUGACCCGAGACCACUUAACAAAGCAUUAAAGCGUCAACACUUUCCCUUGCCCACCAUAGAUGAUGUUCUUUCUGACCUGACCAAAGCGAGAGUCUUUACCGUUUGUGACGUGAAGGACGGGUUCUGGCACAUUAAGCUUUCAGAAGAGUCAAGCUAUCUCACUACCUUGGCAACGCCAUGUGGCAGGUAUAGAUGGACUAGAAUGCUCAUGGGGAUCAGCCCUGCUCCUGAGGUGUUCCAACACAGGUUGACUCAGGCAUUGGAGGGGCUCCCAGGAAUACAGAUAAUAGCAGAUGACAUCCUUGUUUGUGGAGAAGGUGACAAUGAUGAAGCAGCUGAGAAAGAUCAUGACGCAAAAUUAAGACAGCUGCUGGACCGUUGUAGAAACAGAAACAUCAAACUAAACUUCAGCAAACUCAAGCUGAGACAGAAAGAGGUGCUAUACAUUGGACACAGACUGACUUCUGAAGGACUAAAGAUUGAUCCAGAGAAGGUGAGAGCCAUAGUGGAGAUGCCCAGACCAUCAGAUGUGAAAGGACUCCAGAGAUUAUUGGGUAUGGUGAACUAUUUGUCCAAAUUUUGCCCACACUUAUCAGACAGCUGUGACACGUUGAGACAACUGACACAUAAAGACACUGUUUGGGAGUGGACUGAUGUACAGGAAGUAGCAUUCAACAAACUGAAACAAAUGGUUGCGUCAGCACCUGUUUUGAAGUACUACAACCCAGAUGACAACCUUGUUCUUCAGUGUGACUCCUCGGAGUCAGGACUGGGUGCUGCACUUUUGCAGGCAGGACAACCAGUUGCUUAUAGCAGCAGGGCCCUUACACCGACAGAAAAGGGAUAAGCACAAAUAGAAAAAGAAUGCCUGGCAAUCCUUUUUGGAAUGGAGAAAUUCCACCAGUAUACCUAUGGCAGGAAAGUAGAAGUGCAUUCAAACCACAAACCCUUAGAGACAAUUGUAAGAAAGCCAUUGCUCAAUGCACCUAAGAGAUUGCAGAGAAUGCUUUUGAGACUACAGCGAUAUGACAUUAAUGUUGUCUAUGUACCUGGUCGACUAAUGCAUUUAGCAGACACUUUCAGCAGAGCGUACCUACCAGAGUGUGCUGCAGAGGGAUCACUAGAGACAGAAAUUGAGACAAUCAACAUGUUGCACUACCUGUCCAUAUCAGAAGGGAUUCUAGAAAAGAUACAGAGAGAAACUGCUAAGGAUGAAACACUUCAGAAAACUCAGCUGGAAGAAGAGGCAAGACAAUUCUUUUCUGUAAAAGAAGAGCUCAGUGUUCAAAAUGGAGUGAUUUUUAGAGGAGAGAGAGCUCUAAUACCAGCAACGCUGAGGACCGAGAUUGUGUAGAGGAUACAUGCAUCACACCUAGGCAUUGAAAGUUGCUUGCGCGGAGCAAGAGACUGUGUAUACUGGCCUGGGAUGAGUGCUGCUAUCAGAUCAUACAUCGGAAAAUGUGCUGUUUGCAGAACUAUUGAUGUUCGACAGCAGAAAGAGACAGUGUGUGCACAUGACAUUCCUAUGAGGCCUUGGGCAAAAGUGGGAACAGAUUUAUUCUCAUUUAACAACAGAGCAUAUCUCAUCACAGUUGACUAUUUCUCCAACUUCUGGGAAAUUGAUUGUCUCCCUGAUACCAGCUCAGGAGUAGUGAUACACAAGUUAAAGGCCCAUUUUGCACGACACGGCAUCCCAGGCACAGUAAUCUCUGAUAACGGGCCACAGUACAGCUCUCAGGAAUUCAGACGGUUCAGUACUGCUUGGGAAUUUAGACAUGUGACGUCAUCUCCGGCGUAUCCGCAAAGCAACGGCAAAGCCGAGUCUGCUGUAAAGAUGGCCAAACAGCUCAUGGGAAAGGCAAAGAGAGCAAAGACUGACCCAUACCUGGCUAUUCUAGAACACAGGAACACCCCAUCUCAGGGAUUCAAUGCCAGCCCUGCCCAAAGACUCAUGAGCAGAAGAACUAAGACAUUACUGCCAACACAUAACAGUCUUCUGAAGCCAGAUAUUGUAAACACAGAGCAGGCUAUGAAAGACAACCAAUGCAAACAGGCCUUCUACUACAACAGAGGAGCGAAAGAUCUUAGACCUCUGCAUGAAGGUGAACAAGUAAGAGUUCAGUUGGUCACGAAACCUAGAGCACAUUGGUUGCCGGCAAAGGUUGAAAGAAUGUCCAACAACAGAUCGUACACUGUGAAGCUGGAAAAUGGAACGGAGAAAUCGGAAACAUCUCAGGACUGUGCCUGGAGGACUGCAGAGAGCGGUCUCAACAAACACAAGUGUCAACUUUGAUCAGACCAACUAGAGGAUUCUUACCGAUAAGGGACAUUCAAAAGCAGUACCAGAGUCAAGCACAACACACACAGAUGCUAGCAAUAGAGUUGUGACAACUAGAAGUGGCAGAAUGAUUGUGUUAUUGUUCUUAAGUCACAAACAUGCUAUUUUUAACAUACGGUUUAUGUGAUUUGAAGUUUGCAAUUGUUGAAUUGUUAGGCUUGUGUUUAUUUUGAAGAAGAGAAA